This is a messenger RNA of Chelonia mydas (Green sea turtle), 4046 nucleotides long. RefSeq names its product zinc finger protein 268. The transcript is spliced from 8 exons. The record is from RefSeq and is a predicted model, not a curated record. Bases 156 to 4046 code for a protein of 1296 amino acids. Gene Ontology annotation, biological process: regulation of DNA-templated transcription. NCBI's taxonomy places the organism in Eukaryota, Metazoa, Chordata, Testudines, Cheloniidae.
GCGGGCUGGCUGCGGAGCAUCUCGGCCCGGCGCUACAAUCAGCCGGGCGGGGAGCGCAGCCCCGCGGGCCGCCCGGCGCCCUGCUCCAGCCUGGCCCCGAUCCCUGCGUCCCCCCCCCGGCCAGCCCCGGGGCCAAGGGGCCGGAGGCCAGGGGGAUGGCCGCAGCGGGCUCUGCUCAGGUGGCGUUCGAGGACGUGGCGGUCUAUUUCUCCCCAGAGGAGUGGGCGGCGUUAGCGGAAUGGCAGAGGGAGCUGUACCGGGAUGUGAUGAGGGAGAACUACGAGCUGGUCACCUCGCUGGGGUGGCCUGCUGUCAAACCAGAGAUCAUAUGUAAAAUUGAGCAAGAAGAAGAGCCAUGUGUUGGAGACCCUCCACAUCCCAGAGAGUGGGGGACCCCCCAAAGCUUCUGGGCAGUAGAUGAUGGAAUCAGGAUUAAAAAGGAGGAGCAGGAGGAAGACACCGAGACCCCGGAACCUCCCAGUGCAUUCUCGGGAAAGCUGGAGGAAGAGAGCAGCCCACCGCGGUGUGUGAAGAAGAAGAGCAGCCUGGCUCAAAGCAAAUCCCGCCAGAAGCUGCGAAGCCACGUGGCCAAUGCUCAGGACAAACCCCCGAGGGCUCCUCCCCCAAAAGCCUCUCUAAAGAAGAUUCCCCCGACGUGUCCAGAGUGCGACAAAAGCUUCAAGAGUAACACGGCCCUGACCAUCCACGAAAGGAGUCACACAGGGGAGCGGCCCUUUAAAUGCCCUGAGUGCGGGAAGGGCUUCCCAUCCAAGGGGGACCUGAAGAGACAUCAGAAAACCCACGUGGGGAAGAAGGAUGCUGCCCCCGAGAGAGGGAGGAGCCUUCCUGAGAAGCUGCAGCUCCUCAGGCACCAGAGAAGCCCUCAGGCACCCAAGAGGCCGCACACGUGCGCUCAGUGCGGGAAGAGCUUCAACAAGAGCCGAGACCUCCGAAAGCACCAGCGCACCCACACGGCGGAGAGGCCGUUUCUCUGCCUGCAGUGCGGGAGCAGCUUCCGGCUCAAGCAGAUCCUUGUGUCCCACCAGAAAGUGCACAGGGGAGUGAAGCCAUUCCAGUGCUCGGACUGCGGGAAGAACUUCAGCCAGAAGCACCAUCUCUUGAGCCACCAGCGCACCCACACCGGGGAGAAGCCCUUCUCCUGCACUCAGUGCGGGCACAGGUUCAGCCAGAAGCACCAUCUAAUCAGCCACCAGCGCAUCCACACGGGGGAGCGGCCUUUUGCCUGCACCGAGUGCGGGAAGAGCUUCAAGGACAAGAAAACCCUCAUCAUCCAUGAGCGGAUCCACACAGGCGAGAGGCCCUACAGGUGCAACGAGUGCGGGAAGACCUGCAGCCAGAAGCAGCACCUGAAAAGCCACCAGAGGGUCCACAGGGGCAAGAGGCCACGUGGCGAAGGGGGGGAAGGCCUGGAGGAUGGGGUGGGUUUCUGCCGCCAGAAGGUCCAGGCAGAGGAGAAGCCGUAUCAGUGUGCGGAGUGCGAGAAACGGUUCCGGGACGAGCGGAUAAUGCUGGCGCACCAGAGAACCCACACUGAGCAGGCGCCGCUGAAGAGCACCCGGACAGGCGCCAGUCGGAGCCCACAGCCCGUGGUCCAGCAAAAGCCCUUCGCCAGCACCCCACAGUGCAGGGCAAACGAGAGCCAGAAGCCGCCUCUUAGAGCCCGCCAGGGAACCCCGGCUGGAAAGAGACCUUUUGUGUGCAAUGAGUGUGGGAAGAGGUUCGUGCAGAGCAGACACCUUGUGCGACAUCAGAGGAGCCACACGCGCGUCCAGGACCCCAGGGCCGGCCAGCCCGGCUGCACAGCGUCCCGGCAGCAGAAACACGCCUCGGGCCUCCUGCUCCCUCCCAGAGAAGCGAGACACGUGCACAAGCCCCGCUCCCCCGGGGCAGGUCCCCCUCGGGCCGUGUGGAAGCGGCGGGCGGGUACGAGAUGGGACGGAGGGGCUUUCCCCGCUGCAGCAGCCCCGUCCCCAGGCAGGCGCCUGCGCUGCGCAGGGCCCCGGGGUGCGACCCUCGCUGCCGGCCGCCGGCCAGCCUGGGCGCGGGGCCCUGCUCGGCCCCAGCCGGGGAGCUCCGGGGCCAGGCGGGGGGAGGCGGCGCCGCGCUACGGGCUGCCGGGAGCUGUAGUUUUUUCUCCCUCCCGCCGCAGGGGGAUGCCCGGGUCCCCCCGCGCGGCGCCCCGGGAGAGCCGGAGACCUGCGCGCCCGAGCUCCGGCGGCGCCCCGGGGCCCGCUGCCCCCGCGCAGCGCAGCGCAGCCCCCGCGCCCCGCGCAGCGCAUCCUGCGCCCGGACCGCUCCCAGCCGGGGCGCGCCGCCCUCGGAGCCCGGAGCUCGCCGCGCUUUGUCCGACGCGCCUGCCCGGCCGAGCCCGGGGGACGAUGCCCCGCGGGGGCCGGGCGCAGGUGCCGGUGGCAUUUGAGGACGUCGCGGUCUAUUUCUCCCUGGAGGAGUGGGCGGAGUUAGCAGAAUGGCAGCGGGAACUGUACCGAGAUGUGAUGAAGGAGAAUUACAAGCUCAUCGCCUCUUUGGGGUGUCGGGGUGCCAAACCAGAGAUCAUCUGUCAGAUGGAGCGUGGGGAGGAGCCAUGUGUGGGGGAGCCCCAGGGCUGGAGAGAGAGGAGACCCCAGAGCCCCUGCUCAGCAGGUGUUGGCAUCACCAUUAAAAAGGAGGAGCAGGAAGAGGGAUGUCUUGGUCAGGAAGAUCCCGAAGCACUGGCACCACCAGGGACUGUGUCCGGAAUAAUGGGGGAGAAAGGUCUCCAGCUCUUGGGACUAAAGAGCUGCAAGAGCGAAAGCUUGUCCCGCCGGAAGCAAAGACCCCAGGCCGGAGACCCUCAGGGAAGACGAACCGGGAGGGUGCUAGAGAGGCCUCAUGCAUGCCCGGACUGCGAGAAGAGCUUCAAGGACAAGACAGCUCUGAUAAUCCACCAGCGGAUCCAUACGGGCGAGAAGCCCUUUCCCUGUGCUGAGUGCGGGAAGCGCUUCACACAGAAGCAGCACCUCACCACCCACCAGCGCACCCACACCGGGGAGCGCCCCUUCUCCUGCGCCCAGUGCGGCAGCAGCUUCCGGCUGCGGAAGGUCUUCCUGACCCACCAGCGGGUCCACGCCGGGGAGCUGCCCUUCACCUGCGGCGAGUGUGGGAAGAUCUUCAACCACAAGCACCACCUGACCACGCACCGCCGCACCCACACGGGCGAGCGCCCCUUCCCCUGCCCCCAGUGCGGCAAGCGCUUCACCCAGAAGCACCAUCUGCUGAGCCACCAGCGCAGCCACACGGGCAACCGGCCCUUCUCCUGCGCCCAGUGCGGGAAGAGCUUCAAGGACAAGACGCCGCUGAGCAUCCACCAGAUCGUGCACACCGGGGAGAAGCCCUUCUCCUGUGAGGCUUGCGGGAAGAUUUUCAGCCACAAGCACCACCUGGUGAUCCACCGGAGAACCCACACCGGGGAGAAGCCCUUCGCCUGCGCCGAGUGCGGCAAGCGCUUCACGCAGAAGCACCAUCUCGUCAGCCACCAGCGCAUCCACACCGGGGAGCGCCCCUUCGCCUGCUCCCACUGCGGGAGGAGCUUCAAGGACAAGAUCACCCUGAAGCUGCACGUCAGGCUGCACACCGGGGAGCGGCCCUUCGCCUGCGCCGAGUGCGGGGAGAGCUUCCGCCUCAGGAAGGUGCUGCUCACCCACCAGCGGGUGCACACGGGGCAGGCCCCGCUGAUAUGCGCCGAGUGCGGGAAGAGCUUCAGUCACAUGCAGCGCAUGGCCAUGCACCAGACGAGCCACCACGCCCAGCCGGGGCCGUUCCGGAGAGCUCAGCGCAGGGAGAGCUGCUCGGGGAAACCACAGCUCCUCGUGCCCCCGCAAGGCCAGCCCGCUGGCUGCUCGGCACACACAGCGACUGUCCAGCCGCAAGCACCUGGGGGUUCCCCCUGCCGAACAGGCAGAGUAAGUCCUGGGCCUGAGAAACCACCUUCUGCACAAUUAUACACGGAGCCGGCCCCGCGGGAUCGCCCAGAAGAAACCAUCUGA